CUUAACAAACACAUCCUCACCCACACUGGGGAGAGAAAGUUCCAGUGCCUGGAGUGUGGGAAAAGGUUUACCCACAAGGGUUCCCUUGACAGACACAUCCUCACCCACACUGGAAAGAAGAAGAGAAAACAGCCAAAAUCAUAGAUGUUGCAGUCCCCAGUGACUCCGGCCUCAGUAGAGCUGAAAGGCACGCCCACACACUGCCACACUCCCUGCACGCCCAUGCACGCCCACAGGCAGCAGACGAGCAGUAAGGAGAGGCUGAGAGAGAGAGAGAGAGAGAGAGAGGAAGGACCGCGCACUUUGCUGUGCUCCCAGCCCAAGGCAAGCAGGCACGUGCCCACACACUGCCACACUCCCUGCACGCCCACGCACGCCCACAGGCAGCAGACGAGCCGCAAGAGGAUGGGCAUACAGUUCCAGGCCCUGCCACCACCACCGCCACCACCACCAGCAGCAGCAGCAGCAGCAGCACAGCCACAGGAGGGGGAGGAGAAGGCCCUGCUGGCACCCAACCCCCCACCAUCCCAGGACACUCUUCCCACUGUGGAGAGAUCAGAUUGUUCCACUGAGUACACCUCCAGGUACCUGACGGACUUUGAGCCGGUGCAGCGUCUGGCGCGGGGCGGGCUUGGCGUGGUGUGUCAGGUGCGGAACAAGUUGGAUGAGAAUGAGUAUGCCGUGAAGAGGAUCAACCUGCCAACCAAUUACAACACCACUCCCUGCCACACCACACCACCAACCACACUAACACUGCACCACCACCACUGCAGCAAGUCAUCUGCUGAGAGAGUGAAGAGGGAGGCGAGGGCCCUGGCCAAGCUCAACCAUGCCAACAUUGUCGUCCGCUACUACAACAGCUGGCCGGAGACGCCCCCCCAGGAUGGCAGGACCCCCAAGACGCCAUGCAUAGCCAGCAAGUCUCCUGUGUUUGUAGUGCAAAACCUUGAAUGCCGAACCACCAAAACGCAGGGGAACACCGCAGUGGAUUGUUAAACGGUCAUUUACUGUGUCUUUCCAUAGUCCUGCUUGUUUCUGUCUCUCUGUGUCUCUGUUUUUGGUGUCUCCCUCCCAAACAUUAUUUUCACAACAAGCCACAAACCAACAUCCCUUGAUUAACACUUAGAUACCUUAACUCACCCCCAAAACUCCCACAAACUGACUAACUUGUUUUUUGUUUAUUUUAUUUAUUUUGUUGAUGUAUUUUUUAUUUGAAAGUAGCCAUAUUCUUAAGGUUUUUAUGGUUCUGUUUAUUAUUAUUUGGGCUGUCCUGUGUUUGUGAUUGCUGGACUCAUAUAGAAAUGGGUAGUUUUAUUAUUAUUAUUUUUUUUUAUUUAUUUAUUUUUCUAUUAUUUUUGAUGUUUUUAUUAUUUUGUUGUUUAUUUUUGUGUUAUUUAUUUAGCCUGCCUGGCAUACAGUUAGAUUGACUGUUAUUUUGUUGUUUAUUUGUUUAUAUUGUUUUAUUUUAUUUAGUAUUUGUUUAGUUAAUGAUUUAGUGUUAUUGGUGUUUUUUGUUUAUUUGUGUAUUCAGUUUUAUUUACAGCUAUUUAUUGAUUUAUUUUUAUUGAUUUAUUUGUUUUUAGUUUUGAGUCUGGCCAACAGGGAAAAGCUAACAACAACAAUUAACCCAAAAUUACAAUUACUAUUUCUAUAUGAUUACUUUUCAUAUUAAGGAGACUGGCCAAGGCAAAACACCCUUUGUACAGUGCAACUCCUGAAACAAAAGAGGAGAAAAAUGAUUGAAGUUCCUGAGGUGUCUAAUACUCCUCUUUUGAGAUAGAAACACUGACAGGCAGCAGAGUCCCAGAGUGCACCAGUGAAGGGGUGAAACAAUGACAAUACUGCCUGGCUCUUGCACUAGUGAGGUGGACAGAAUAGGGAUGAGAAUAAAGAGAAAUUGUCAUAGGAAAUACAAACUGGCAGACUUUAGAGUGUAACAGUGAAGGGGUUGAAAAAGUGGAGGUACUGUUUAGCUCUUGCACUAGUGGGGUGGACAGAAUAGGAGAGGAUUCUUAAAAGUUUGGCAUUGUUAGCUUGAAAGAUUAUACUUGAAAGAUUAUUUAUUACAUGUUGAAAGGACAGAAUAGGGAUGAAAAUAUAUAGAAAGUCUUGUGAAGAUACUGGUUAACUCUUGUACUAGUGAGGUAGACAGAAUAGGAGGCCAUUCUAACAAGUUUGGCAGUGUUAGUUUGAAAGGCGAUACUUAAAAAAAAGACUUAUUACAUAUUUAAAGGACAGAAUAGGGGUGAAAAUAAAUGAGAAUAAGUAGAAAGUCUUGUUAUCAGGGGGACAUGAGAAAAAUUUUGGCAGUGUUAAUGUGUUUGUUACCGACUUUUUUCACCUCGCAUCACCUCUGUCUCUCUCCUGAACCUCUAAAAAAAUAUGUAUAAUGCAUUUAGACAAGUUAGGAAGGAGGUUAAGAGAGAGAGGUGAGAUGAAGUGAGAAUAUUCCUAUGUAUUUUCUGUCAUAACACCUCAUAUCACCUUUUGUCUCCCCUGAACCUCUAAAAAUAUCAACAGUGAGACAUUUAGACAAGUUAGGGAGGUUAAGAGAGAGAGAGAGGUGAGAUGAAGUGAGAUUAUUCCUGUCUCUCUCCCAGCUUAAACUUUCAAAAAUAUUUAUAAUGAGAAAUGUAGACAAGUUAGAGAGGUGUAGAGAGAUAGAGGUGAGAUGAAGUGAGGUUAUUGUUUUGUUUCUUGCCUAACACCUUUCUCUCUCUCCUUCUCUUGGUCUCUGCCUCCUCAAAAAGAGCCUGUAUUAAUGAACUGGUGAUGGUACAUGCCUAUAAUACCUUGUAACAACAUUUCAUCAUAAAAUCUGCCAAUGCUGGUUGAAUUAUAAUCAUUGUCAUUCCUCAUGCUAAGCUUAGUAUUAUUAUUAUUAUUAUUACUAUUAUUAUUAUUAUUAUUAUUACUAUUAUUAUUAUCAUGUCAUGCAUUAGUCUUUUCAUUUGUUUCCUGCACCGUCAUUGGUGCAGGAAAUAUCAUGAUGUUUUGGUUGCAAGAGUCCAUGUAUAUAUAGAUUGAGCCAUUGUAUUCAUGUUUUUCAUUGUGUGGUGUUGUAAAUAUACUUUAUCUGUAAAUAAAAAAUGUAUCCUAU
Scylla paramamosain (green mud crab) is the source of this 3100-nucleotide messenger RNA. Its product is annotated as probable serine/threonine-protein kinase ifkA. Gene Ontology annotation, cellular component: cytoplasm; nucleus. The transcript has 5 exons. The record is from RefSeq and is a predicted model, not a curated record. Lineage: Eukaryota; Metazoa; Arthropoda; Malacostraca; Decapoda; Portunidae. Gene Ontology annotation, molecular function: ATP binding; eukaryotic translation initiation factor 2alpha kinase activity. The coding region runs from base 145 to 996 and encodes 283 amino acids. Gene Ontology annotation, biological process: protein phosphorylation.